Molecule: messenger RNA, 1917 nt
Organism: Phaeoacremonium minimum UCRPA7
Lineage: Eukaryota; Fungi; Ascomycota; Sordariomycetes; Togniniales; Togniniaceae
Product: putative alpha beta hydrolase fold-1 protein
Exons: 1
Coding region: 1-1917 (638 amino acids)
Source: RefSeq, a predicted model, not a curated record
AUGCUUCCUCCAACGUCGCACGCGGACAAAGACGCGGGCCGUCGCAAUCACUGGCCGCGGUCUCCUGUGGCAAAUGUCCUCCUGAUCAUCGUCCUUGCACCUUUCUUGUUCUUCGUUGCUGGCAGCAUCUUAUCAGUGACAAGCAUCUUGAGAAUUUCAGCUUCAGAGGACUUGAGUUCCAUCAAAUUUGCCGAGAAUGCUAGCCAGAACGACUUGUCCUCAUUUGAUUGGGAGUCUAUCACGCCUACCAAGGCCAUCGUCUACCAGCCGUGCUACGGCCGCUUUCGAUGCGCCCGCCUGCUUCUUCCCAUGGACUGGCUUGCCAAUAGCACUUCAGAAACGCUAUGGAACCACACCGUCGCCAUUGCUAUGAUCAAGCUGCCCGCCAAUGUCUCCUCUGUGCUAGACGCCCGCUACGGCGGCGAGGUGUACAUCAACCCCGGCGGCCCUGGCGGAUCCGGCGUCAGCAUCGCGCAGAGAGGCGGCCCUCUCAUCCAGUCCAUUGUGUCGUCCGAGGAUCCAGACGGCAAGGUAUACGACGUAGUGUCGUUCGAUCCACGGGGUGUGCGCUUUUCUACGCCGCGCAUUAGCUGCUUUGACACGCUCGCCGAUCAAACUGCCUGGUAUGACCUGCACGCCACCUAUGGCGGAGUCGACAGCGCGGACCGGGCGAUGGCGACGUUGUGGGCGCGGGCUCAUGCUCUGGGCGCCGCGUGCGACCCUGUCAGCCUCCCGGGCCAGGAGCCCAGAGACAGCGAGGAUAAUCUGCUCAAGUACCACGUCUCGACAACGGUUGUUGCACGGGAUAUCGUCGAGAUCAUUGAGCGGAGUGGCGAGCUGCGCGAGAAGCUGGCCCGUGAGGCACUCAGGUCAGCCCGGCUUUCUAGCAUUGAACAAGAGGAGCAACUUCAUGCGCUGAGAUGGCGACGGGGCGAGGAGAAAUUGCAAUACUGGGGAUUCAGCUACGGGUCUGUCCUCGGCGGGUUCUUCGCCACGCUAUAUCCGUCGCGCGUAGGUCGGAUGGUCCUUGACGGCGGGGGAAACUAUAACGACUGGAUCUCAGGGGAGUGGAAGACAUUUCUUGAUCACACCGAACAGGGUUUGCGGUGGCUAUAUCGCGACUGCUACGCUGCUGGUGCCGGGAACUGUUCCCUGUACAAUCCAGACGGGCCAUACGUGCUCGAAGGUGCCGUGACAGACUUCCUCGACGAGCUCUACAACAUGCCGAUCCUCGUACCAGACGCAGCAGGCGGUCAACCCGACAUCCUGACGUACGAGGACGUGAUCACCGCUCUAUUCAUGUCCCUCUACAGCCCCUACACAGCCUUCGUCAACGUCGCCAACGCCCUCUCCUCCCUCAUGCUCGACAGGAGCAACACCACCGCCGCGCGCGCCAUCCUCUCCAAGCCCCGCGUCGGCGGCCUAUGCGGCUCCAGCGACGCCUGCACGACCGACAAGUGCAUCCUCGACCAGAACGCCCUCUCGCACAUGGACGCCGAGAUGGCCAUCGGCUGCUCCGACGGGCCCGACCUGCGCGGCGAGACGCUCUCGGCCUUCGCGGGCCCCUUUGGCGGGCCGACGGCGCACCCGCUCCUGUUCGUCAGCAACGACGCCGACCCCGUGUCGCCGCGGGAGGGCGUCGCGGCGAUGGCGGCGGCGUUUGAGGGCGCCGGGCUGAUAAGGAUAGAGAGCCCCGGGCAUUGCAGCAUCAGCACGCCGUCGAGCUGUGCGUUUGCGAACAUCAGGGCGUAUUUCCAGGGGGAUGAGGGUCCCGCCGCGGAGACGGUCUGCGGUGUGGACUAUCAGCCGUUCUUGGCCGGAGGUCGCACGCCCCGGCUGACGGGCGAAGCUUCUCACCUGCAGGACCUGGCGGCGGAGAUUGUAGAUGCGCAACUUGUUGAGAGGGGGUUUAUAUGA